Messenger RNA from Sphaeroforma arctica JP610, 582 nucleotides. RefSeq lists its product as hypothetical. The record is from RefSeq and is a predicted model, not a curated record. Lineage: Eukaryota; Ichthyosporea; Ichthyophonida. Bases 220 to 450 code for a protein of 76 amino acids. The transcript has a single exon.
CUGACAAAUCGGCCUAUGUACAAACGCUUGCACCACCCGGUGACGUUGGUCUCGGACCAAGAGGCAUUGCUGUUUAUGUGGCACAGGGAUGAUUUUGCGACGGACCCGCGGGGUUGCAAGCAAGGGCGCUGGCAAGACAAGAGGUGUGUAUAGACAUCGAAGUCAGGAUCCUGCACUUGCGGGUCGUCGACAACGGUCCUGCGUACAUGUUGAGCCAUCAUGGAGCAGGUGCGGAGCCAAGGGUUGAACACUAAGAGCCGGGUCACCUGGUGGUAUCCUGUGGUGUGUGACGCUAAGCAUAGGACUAAUGAGUAUAAGGCGGCGACGUUCGUCUUUGAUAAAGCAGAGCGCGCGUGGAGACCCCUUACCCAUGACGCGUUCGCCCUACCUGGGAAUCAGCAAUUGCCCAAGUAUUUCUCCCCAUCCACGGAUGAGGGUGCGUUGACGUGAGUCCUGGCUGGGCCUGAACAUUUGGUCCAAUGUACCGUGUGAGGUAAUUCCCCGUGUCUUGGCGAAGGUACUCAUCGAGCAGUUAGAGAUCACUUUGGCGUGCCCCUACAUGCCAAAUGAGGAUUAGCAGGG